AGCAGUAACGUUUGAAUGUGCCCGGAUCUGAAUUGGUCGUUCAUCUGUUGUGAGUCUCUCGCCGAUUAGAGACACAAAGAUGGAGAUACUUCACGCUUUACACGUUUUCGUCAGAUCACUGAUGUUUUUACUGCUGUGGUCCAAAUCUGAAGGAAGAGAGUCGGAGCUUAACCAAGUGACCUGCGGCUCUCUGCUCAAACUGCUCAACACUAGACACAACGUACGUCUGCAUUCCCACGAUGUUAAAUAUGGCUCAGGCAGUGGACAGCAGUCUGUGACUGGAGUGGAGAACGCGGAUGAUGCCAACAGUUAUUGGCAGAUUCGUGGAAAGCCCAACCGUCCCUGUCAGCGGGGGGAAGCCAUCAAGUGUGGUCAGGGCAUCCGCAUAACACACAUGAAGACUGGGAGAAACCUCCACACACACCACUUCAGCUCACCCCUGUCUAAUAACCAGGAGGUCAGCGCCUUUGGAGAGAACGGCGAGGGGGACAAUCUGGAUGUGUGGAGUGUUCAGUGUGAUGGCAUCCACUGGGAGCGCGAUGAGGCUGUGCGCUUCAAACACGUGGGCACCGACGUCUUCCUGAGUGUGACCGGUGAGCAGUACAGCCACCCCAUCCGCGGCCAACGGGAGGUUCACGGCAUGAGUGCUCCUAACCAGCACAACUGGUGGCGCUCUAUGGAGGGCGUCUUCUUGCAGCCCAGCCAGAUGCCGCUGCGCCACGACGAGCUGUGACCUCACCAGCAUGACAACAAACAUGGGACGUUCUUUAAAAGUGGGAGGUUUAUAGUUUUCCUGGACCAAACCACGUCAUGUGUGAAUGAUGUAGAAUAUUAGACUGAUGACUCAUCUCUGUUCAUGUAAAUCACUCAGGGUGGUCAGAGGUGGGGGCAUUAAAAUUUCACAACAGUUUAAAGAAGAUCAUUGUAAUGUAUGUAGUGCAUAUGGAAUAUAUCCGUUUCUUCCGAAGUACAUUUCUUAAGGGAGAAAACACAAAAGGCUAAAUUACCAGCUAGGCAUAGUAACCACUAACUGAAAGAGCCACAUUCACUGUUCACUGCACACAUGUGGAUAAUUAAAUCAAUUGAAAUGUUAAAGGGCCCUGUGUUAAAUAAAACCUUUGUUUUAGUGCAAAAUUGUGCUUCUCUUGGAUUUUAAAGUUAAGCUCAUGUUCAUGUCAACUUGAGAUUUUUGAUCUGGUGAAAAAUGUUGAAGAGUGGGGAUGUUUUCAGAAAGAAUGAGUUGAUUGUAUUUAUCAGUAGUGACAACAGCCCGCUAUCACUCUCAAGUCAUGCAGCAGACAAUUUGCCUGUCAGAGUUCUAUAUUUCAAUGCACCCCCAUUUCCAUUUUUUUGUGACAGAUGAGGCAGUGUGACCACAUCAGAGGAACAUUUAUUAUGGGGACCUAUGAGCAGGCUUUUCUGACUGUACCUGAACUGCUAGGGUACCUAUGCUUCCUGCAUGUUCUCAGCUGAUGGUCAAGAGGUCAACUUCUCUUCACCUUCAUUCAUGCAUGGGGGGGCUUCUAUGUUGUUGAUCAUUAGCACUCUGUUGGUAUAAUUGAUUCAUUAACUGCUAUAUGCUUAUUUUCUAUUUAUUCAACAAGUGGUCUGUUACUCCGUUUCUUCAACAGCAUAAAAGUGGCUAUGAAACAGUUUCACUAUUUGCAAAAGUAAUUUUCCAAAAAUCUGUAAUAUAUCUCAGACAAAUGUUUUUGUGAAAAAUCUGCAAAGAAUAAAACGUUUGCAGAUGUGUCGACAUGACAAAGCUUGAGCAGACAACAGGAGGCAUAGUAUUCAAUGUAACAGUUACAAACCUGGGCUUAGGUUUGUCUGCAAUGUACAGGGUGCACUUUCUUUAUGUCUAUUACACUAUGUCUUUAAAAGUUAUCUUAUAUCUAAGGUCAAAUUCUGAAAUAAAGGCUAACAAUUGUU
Eleginops maclovinus (Patagonian blennie) is the source of this 1932-nucleotide messenger RNA. RefSeq names its product stromal cell-derived factor 2-like 1 (gene sdf2l1). The transcript has 3 exons. NCBI's taxonomy places the organism in Eukaryota, Metazoa, Chordata, Actinopteri, Perciformes, Eleginopidae. The coding region runs from base 80 to 733 and encodes 217 amino acids. The record is from RefSeq and is a predicted model, not a curated record.